UGGAGACAGUACGAAAAAGUCUCGGAGCGUAUCUGACGGACGUGCAUGUGCGCAUAGUAAAGCAGGAGGAAACGAAAGCUCUUUAAUUAUUGAUUCAUCUUUCUAUGUUAUUGCGUACGGAGGAUGCUGCUUGUGAAACGAGUGGAUUUUUUCCCGUUUUAUCCAGCGAGUCAAAUCAGUUAAGACGUGAUUUUGUAACAAGGUGCGCAGUGUUAGAGAUACAUCAGUAAUCUUCAUGAUGAAACGUUUUUUAUUCAUCUACUAAUUCCUGCAAAAAGUUGAAAUGGCUUUAGUAGUGUACCUGAAGACGGUGACUGCGCUUCGUGGAAAAGGGGACCGAAUCGCCAAAGUCACUUUCAGAGGUCUCUCCUUCUACUCACGGGUGGUGGAAAACUGUGAGGAUGAGGCUCGGUUUGAGCAGGCGUUUCGAUGGCCAAUUGGGAGUCAGGUGGAUGGCGAUGAGAUGCUGGAGAUCCAAGUGUUUCAUUACAGCAAAGUCUUCACUAACAGAUUGAUCGGCACCUUCUGCAUGGUUCUGCAGAAGGUUGUACAGGAGGGUCACCUGGAGGUGUCUGACACUCUUAUAGAUGACAACAACACAGCCAUACGGACAACUGUUUCCAUAGAGAUCAAAUAUCAGACCAUGGAUGGGAGUGUGAAAGUGUGGAGUGACGGGGAAUUCCUUGAUAUUCCAAACGACUGUGAUGGAACCUUCCAGUUUGAGACAGAUAGUCUGCUCUCUGGACGCAGCCAGAGCUCAGCAACCUCACCUGGACGAUCCAUCCAUGGCAUUCCCACAUUCCGCAAAGCAGGGAGAGGAGUGUUAUCAGCCAUGAAACGGGGCAGAAUACGCAGCGCUAAAGACGACCACAAAAAAGGAGAUGAUCCAGCCAUUCUGGAUGCAGAGGAUCUGGAUGGAAAGGCCAUGCGUCUGGGUGGUGGGCCUGACCCUGAUACCAUCUCUCUGGCCUCUGUUACUGCGGUAACCACGAAUGUCUCCAACAAAAGAUCAAAGCCUGACAUCAAGAUGGAGCCCAGCUCAGGACGUCCAGUGGAUUAUCAGAUCAGUGUCACAGUAAUUGAGGCCCGUCAGCUGGUUGGUCUGAACAUGGACCCGGUGGUGUGUGUGGAAAUCGGAGACGAGAAGAAGUAUACUUCCAUGAAAGAGUCGACAAACUGCCCCUACUACAAUGAGUACUUUGUCUUUGACUUCCACUUGCCUCUAGAUGUCAUGUUUGACAAGAUUCUGAAGAUCUCAGUUAUACACUCUAAGAACCUCCUGCGAAGUGGUACCCUGGUGGGCACCUUUAAACUGGAUGUAGGAACUGUGUAUUCACAACCUGAGCAUCAGUUUCAUCACAAAUGGGCAAUGCUGUCUGACCCUGAUGACAUCACAGCUGGAUGCAAAGGUUAUGUUAAGUGUGACAUCGCAGUCGUAGGAAAAGGAGACAACAUCAAGACACCCCACAAGGCCAAUGAAGCAGAUGAAGAUGACAUAGAGGGGAAUCUUCUGUUACCAGAGGGCGUUCCAUCCGAGAGACAGUGGGCUCGGUUUUAUGUUAAGAUUUAUAGAGCUGAGGGACUGCCUAAAAUGAACACAAGCAUCAUAGCCAACGUGAAAAAAGCUUUUAUUGGAGAAAACAGGGACCUUGUGGACCCAUAUGUCCUCGUUCAAUUUGCAGGGCAGAAGGGUAAAACCUCGGUUCAGAAGAGCAGCUAUGAACCCAUCUGGAACGAGCAAAUAGCCUUUACCGAGAUGUUCCCGCCUUUAUGUAGGCGACUGAAAGUUCAGAUCCGUGAUUCAGACAAGGUGAACGAUGUUGCCAUAGGAACCCAUUUCAUCGAUCUACGCAAGAUUGCAAAUGAUGGAGACAAAGGGUUCUUGCCCACUAUGGGGCCAGCCUGGGUGAAUAUGUACGGUUCUACCCGUAACUACACCCUGAUGGAUGAGCACCAGGAUCUGAACGAGGGGCUAGGGGAGGGUGUGUCCUUCAGGGCACGCCUCCUCAUUAGCAUUGCCAUGGAAGUUUUGGACACCACAUCUGCUGAGAUCAUGAGCUCUACAGAGGUACAAGUGGAGCCAGUGUCCAAUAUAUCAGAGAGCGCAACAGGAAAGAUGGAGGAGUUUUUCCUUUUCGGGUCCUUUUUGGAGGCCACGAUGAUAGACAGAAAAAUUGGAGAUAAACCAAUCAGCUUUGAAGUCACUAUUGGUAACUAUGGUAACCAGAUUGAUGGAGUGAGCAAACCUACAUCAGCGAAGAAGACGAAAGAGGGCGCAGGGGAGAGUGAAGAAGAGGAGUCUGAGCUCAUUCACAACUCCAGUGAUGAAGAGGGAGAUGAUGAUGGAGAUUUGACGUCCGUGCCGUCCACACCUCCUAUGAAACCAGUCAUAACUGACAGAAAUUAUUUCCACUUGCCUUACUUUGAGAAGAAACCCUGUAUUUACAUCAAGAGCUGGUGGCAAGACCAGAGGAGACGACUCUACAACUCCAAUAUCAUGGAUAAGAUAGCAGAUAAACUGGAGGAGGGUCUAAAUGAUGUUCAAGAAAUCAUAAAAACAGAAAAGGCAUAUCCAGAACGUAGACUUAGGGGUGUGUUAGAAGAACUUAGCACAAACUGCAGCCGAUUUGUUACGCUGGCGAACAAAGAUCAGAAUCAAGCAGGAAGAACCAAACUGGAUCGAGAGAGGCUGAAGUCCUGCAUGAGGGAAAUGGAGAGUAUGGGUCAGCAGGCGAAGACCAUUCGCACACAAGUGAAGAAAAACACGGUGCGAGACAAACUCAAGCUUGUGCAGAAUUUCCUUCAAAGACUCAGAUUCUUGGCAGAUGAGCCCCAGCACAGUAUCCCCGAUGUGUUCAUAUGGAUGAUUAGCAACAAUAAACGCAUAGCAUAUGCCCGCAUCCCCUCCAAAGACAUCCUCUUUUCCAUUGUUGAUGAAGAGAUGGGCAAAGACUGUGGCAAAGUUAAAGCUGUUUUCCUUCGGUUGCCUGGAAAGAAAGGCUUCGGGCCUGCUGGCUGGACAGUUCAGGCUAAAUUAGAGAUGUAUUUGUGGCUUGGGUUGAACAAACAGAGGAAGGACUUUCUGAGCGGCCUGCCCAGUGGCUUUGAGGAAAUCAAGGCAUCAAAGGGAAUAGGCAUACAAGCUGUGCCUCCCAUCAGCCUGAUCUAUAACAUGAAGCAGGUGUUUCAGUUGAGAGCUCACAUGUAUCAGGCUCGCAGUCUGUUUGCUGCAGAUAGCAGUGGUCUGUCUGAUCCAUUUGCCAGGGUUUUCUUCUCCACCCACAGCCAGGUGACAGAGGUUCUAAGUGAGACUCUUUGCCCCACAUGGGAUCAGUUGCUUGUAUUUGAUAAUGUUGAGCUCUAUGGUGAAGCCAGUGAACUCCGCGACGACCCUCCAAUAAUUGUCAUUGAACUGUAUGACCAGGACACUGUGGGUAAAGCUGAGUUUAUUGGGCGAACAUUUGCAAAGCCGCUAACUAAAAUGGUUGAUGAACACUAUGGGCCCCCACGGUUCCCCCCUCAGCUGGAGUACUAUCAGAUCUACAGAGGAAACUGUGCUGCUGGAGAUCUGCUGGCUGCUUUUGAACUACUGCAGAUUCCUUAUGACGAUGAGGAGAUCAGGAAGGCUCUUAUUGCUGUCCAUGACUUUGCUGUGCCUCAAAUCAAGAUUGGUCCAGCAGGACGGGCAGCACUUCCUCCAAUUGAUGGCCCGACCGAUUCUGACCAUGGGCCAAUUCUGCCUGUUCCGCUGGGUAUAAGACCAGUUCUCAGUCGAUAUCGCAUAGAGGUUCUGUUCUGGGGUCUGAGGGACCUCAAAAGAGUUAACCUGGCCCAGGUAGACAGACCUCGAGUGGACAUUGAGUGUGGAGGAAAGGGAGUCCAAUCUGCACUUAUUCAGAACUACAAGAAAAAUCCGAACUUCAGCACAUUGGUGAAAUGGUUUGAAGUGGAUCUACCAGAAAAUGAGCUCCUCCAUCCGCCGCUGAACAUUCGUGUGGUGGACUGCAGGGCAUUUGGACGAUACACUUUGGUGGGGUCUCAUGCUGUGACCACCCUGCGCAAGUUCAUCUAUAGCCCCCCCAGCAAGACCGAUAAUAACUGGGUUCACACAGCUAGACUGGCCAAUGGCCUCAUGACCCUCACCAAUGGGAUGUGUCAUUCCCGCUCCUAUUCCCUCCCUGUUUCUCAUCCCUCAGGUGAUAUUGUGGUCAAUAUGGACCCUGAACCAAACUUCAAGAAGAUGGACACAAUAGUCAAGCUCGAUGCUACCACUGAUGCUGUUGUUAAAAUUGACAUGAACGAGGAUGAGAAAGACAAAGAGAAAAAGAAGAAGAAGAAAAAGAAGGGAGAUGAAAUAGAGGAAGAGGAACCUGAUGAGAGCAUGUUGGACUGGUGGUCCAAAUACUUCGCCUCAGUAGAGACCAUGAUGGAGAACCUCAGAGCCCAUGAGGCAGCUAUGGCUGAAGCAGAAGAAAAAGAAGAUAUGGAGAUCGCAGCAGAGAGUACAGAGAUCAAAGCCGAUGACUUUUCCGUAAAAGGCACAAAACUCAAAGAGAAGAGCAAAGACAAGAAGACCUCCAAGGACAAAAAGAAGAACCAUGAUGGGACAGAGAAACGGCCUCCAAAACCUAAAGUUGAUGAACUCCUAGUGUAUAAUAAAGAGCUGGAGAGUGAAUUUGAUAACUUUGAGGACUGGCUCCAUACCUUCAACCUAUACAGAGGGAAAGCUGGAGAUGAUGUUGACCACAAUGUGAUUGAUGAUGACAGGAUUGUGGGCAGAUUCAAGGGUUCCCUCUGUAUGUAUAAAUUGCCACUCUCUGAGGAGAUCACCAGAGAUGCAGGAUUUGACCCUAACAUGGGCAUGUUUCAGAGUAUCCCUCACAAUGACCCCAUCAAUGUUCUCAUGAGGAUUUAUAUUAUUAGAGCCACAGAUUUGCACCCUGCGGACAUAAAUGGUAAAGCAGAUCCUUACAUAGUCAUCCGACUGGGAAAAACUGAGGUUAAGGACAAAGAAAACUACAUAUCGAAGCAGCUGAAUCCGGUCUUUGGCAAAUCAUUUGAUAUAGAGGCCACGUUUCCCAUGGAGUCUAUGCUGACGGUGGCAGUCUAUGACUGGGAUUUGGUUGGAACAGAUGACCUGAUUGGUGAGACUAAGAUUGAUUUGGAGAACAGAUACUACAGCAAACACAGAGCUACAUGUGGCAUUGCAUCUCACUACUCUGUCCAUGGUUACAAUGUGUGGCGGGACCCUCAGAAGCCAAGUCAGAUCCUUGCUAAACUGUGCAAAGACGGCAAAUUGGACGGGCCCCACAAUGGACCCGGUGGCAAGGUCAAAGUUGCAAACCGUGUUUUUCUUGGGCCAACAGAAAUUGAAGAUGAGAGUGGUCUUAAGAAGCAGACAGAAGAACACUUGGCUCUUACUGCUCUGCGGCACUGGGAGGAGAUCCCACGUGUUGGUUGCAAACUCGUCCCUGAGCAUGUGGAGACCAGGCCCCUUCUUAACCCAGACAAACCAGGCAUAGAGCAGGGAAGAAUUGAAAUGUGGGUUGACAUGUUUCCCAUGGAUGUACCAGCACCAGGGCCAGCUAUUGACAUAUCACCACGCAAACCAAAGAGAUAUGAGCUCAGGGUGAUAAUAUGGAACACUGACGAGGUAAUUCUGGAAGACGAUGAUUACUUCACAGGGGAAAAGUCCAGUGACAUAUUUGUAAGGGGCUGGCUAAAAGGACAGCAGGAGGAUAAACAGGACACAGACGUGCAUUAUCAUUCCUUGACAGGGGAGGGAAACUUCAACUGGCGCUUUGUCUUUCCCUUCGACUAUCUCAUGGCUGAGGAGAAGAUAGUCAUCUCCAAGAAGGAAUCCAUGUUUUCCUGGGACGAGACAGAGUACAAGAUUCCAGCUCGACUGACCCUUCAAGUGUGGGAUGCUGAUCACUUCUCUGCAGAUGACUUCUUGGGAGCAAUUGAGUUGGAUUUAAAUAAGUUUCCCCGUGGCGCAAAAACAGCAAAGCAAUGCUCUCUCGACAUGGUUCUAAAAGAGCAAGAACUACCAUCCAUCUCCAUCUUCAAACAGAAGAGAGUAAAGGGCUGGUGGCCCUUUGUGGCCCGAGAUGAGAAUGAUGAAUUUGAGCUCACUGGAAAAGUGGAAGCAGAGCUCCAUCUACUGACAGCAGAGGAAGCAGAGAAAAGUCCAGUCGGCCUUGGGCGCAAAGACCCUGAGCCACUAGAGAAACCAAACCGUCCUGACACCACCUUCCUUUGGUUUCUGAGUCCGCUGAAGGCCAUACGAUAUCUGAUAUGCAACCGCUACAAGUGGCUCAUCAUCAAGAUCGUCUUGGCUCUGCUGCUGUUAAUUAUGGUCGGCCUGUUUCUCUACAGCAUGCCAGGCUAUCUGGUCAAAAAGCUGCUGGGGGCCUAAAGAGGUGGUAGAAGGUUUGUUUCAAAAAUACCCUGCCCCUCUAAAGUGGCUCACUUGUAAUAUUCGUUUUUUUCUUCUAACAUUUUAUAGUGCUUGCAUUUUUCAUUAACCUCCAGAGUUUCUCAUUCACACAGUUGCUCUCUAAACAUAACAUCUUUUUAUUAAUAUUAAAUGCAUGUCUUGCCCAUGAGAAGAUCAAUUGUCUUUGUCUCUGUUGGUCAUCUAGAGAAAAGGAAAGUGGCACUGGAGUGUCUAUUUUUGGUAUGAAAUUGUUGAAUAAAUUGGACUGUGAAUAAGAGUGUUCAUGUUAACAUUCACUACAUUGCAUUAGAUUCUUGGACUUUAUUGUCAUUGUCUAGACUAAUUGUCUAGAAAAUACUGUAUGUGUUGCUGCUAAAAGCACAAUAAGCAUGUCUAAAACUGACUUUAGUUGCUACAGUUUGAAAAAUACUACGAUAAGGUUGCAAGCCUCAUAUUUGACCCUGGACAACAAAACCAGUCAAGGGUCAAUUUUUCGAAAUGGAGAUUUUUUUGAGAGCUGAAUAAAUAAGCUUUCUAUUGAUAUAUGGUUUGUUAGGAUAGGACAAUAUUUGGUCGAGAUAUAACUAUUUAAAACUCUGGAAUCUGAGGGUGCAAAAAAAUCAUGUGAAACAGGUUUGUUUUAACGCUCUCUUUUGCCUUACGCUGUAAUGACAUUGUGCAGAGUAGAUGAACCCAAUAGCUGAAAUUCUAAGCUUUACAUAGAUACCAAACUUGAGUGGGUAGUUCUCAAAGAGCAGACAGCAGCGAGUGAAGUUUGUAGCAUUUUUGUUAGCAAUUUUGCUGCAUCCACUCAUAAAAAUAAAGUUUUGAUAUAUUUAGGGUGGGAAAUUUACAAAAUAUCUUCAUGGAAAAUGGUCUUUACUUAAUAUCCUGAUUUUGGGCAUAAAAGAAAAAAUGAUAAUUUUGACCCAUAAAAUGUAUUUUUGGCUAUUACUACAAUUGUUCCAGUGCUACUUAAGGUUUUGUGAUCCAGGGUCACAUAUAGAAUAUAUAAGUAAUUUGAUUACAGUUUGCCUUGCUGUUUGCACUAUGAAUUCAAGACACUUUUAAAGAUAAUUUUGUUUACUCAUUUAGAACCGUUGUUUCCAACCCUGUUCCUGGUGGACCCUUAACAGUAUAUAUUUUACAUGUCCACAAAAUACUCAAUGUAGUAAGAUAAUUUUAAAGGUAAAUUAUUUUAAUUAGACAUGUUUUAGGGACAAAACUAAUUUUGUUUUGUGGGGUCCUCCAAUAACGAGUUGGAAACCACAGAUUUAGAGAAACAUAUAGAGAUGUAUUUCACAUUUAGGGUUAAAUAACACAAUUGGAUUUUUUUAUUUCUAUAUUCCCUACUGUUAGUUUAUUUUGCUUGCUGUGUACAUUUUUGUAUUUUAUGUUUGCUUGAUAUUUAAUGUUGUUCUAUUGAAUUAAUAAUACAUUUAACAAUGGACUUCUUUGCACUGAUUUUAGCCUGUUUAAAGGUGUAUUUUUCAUUCUUGUAUGUGUGCAAUAUUGAUGUAUUUAUUUUUGUCAAAAUGAAGACAAUAAAACA
Triplophysa rosa is the source of this 7991-nucleotide messenger RNA. RefSeq names its product otoferlin a (gene otofa). Gene Ontology annotation, molecular function: calcium ion binding; AP-2 adaptor complex binding. Gene Ontology annotation, cellular component: synaptic vesicle membrane; presynaptic active zone membrane. The transcript has 47 exons. Lineage: Eukaryota; Metazoa; Chordata; Actinopteri; Cypriniformes; Nemacheilidae. Gene Ontology annotation, biological process: synaptic vesicle priming; plasma membrane organization. Bases 284 to 6418 code for a protein of 2044 amino acids. The record is from RefSeq and is a predicted model, not a curated record.